AUGCUCAAUAAUUCUUUAGUUUCUCCUCAAUUUCAAAAUUCACCUACGUAAUAUCCUUUACCUGUUCCAAACCCUGCUCAACCUAUUUCUGCUAGAUAAAAAAUCCAUGUCUCCAACUUACCUUUAAAUGUCACAACUUAAUAAUUACAACAAACCUUUUAAGUUUACGGAAAUAUUAUCGACAUUAGGAUCAUCAGAAAAACACCUACAGGAUUACCUUUACAUAUUUCAUGCUAUGCUUUUAUUGCCUUUGCUGAUAAUGAUGCAGCUGAUAAGGCAAUUCAAGAUGGCAGAAUUGGAGAUUGGACUGUGAAACCUUAAAUUGAUAAAUAAGCUAUUACUAAAUGCAAAUCUCGUUCUCGAUCCAGAUCUUAAGAGAAAAAUAAAUAAGUAUUAACAAAUGGACCUAUUACUCCUUUGGAGCCGUCUCCGAAGAUAUAAAUUCAACUUUACGUUAGAGAAUUGUUUGUUAGUGGAAUAUCCAAGAAUUAUGAUGAAUUAAAGAUUCGAUAGAUUUUUUCGUAAUUUGGCUCUAUAGAGAGGAUUGAUCUGUAUCCUAAUAAGCAUAAUAUAUUUAACAGUUAUAUAAAAUUUUUUACUAUAGAUUAAGCUAUUUCUGCUUAUUAAAAAAUGGAUAGUAUUUAAUAAUAAUUUUCUACUUAAAUAAAAAUUUAUUUUUCUGACCCUAUAAAAAGACACAAUAUUGUUGGCAAUAAUUUAUCAAAUGAGUAACAUUCUAAACUUUCAUCAGUAUUAUUUAUAUUUUUUCCUCCUAAUUUAAAUAAAAAAGUUGAUCAUGCAUUUUUGUUUGAAAUAUGUCAGAAUCAAUAAUGCAGACCUCUCCUAUGGAAUUACAUUCAACAAGAUCCAAACUAUAAGUCCUACACUCUUCUACAAUUCAGAGACACAAAACAAGCCCUCUAAAUAAGAAACUACUUAUAAUAACAUUUGGUAGAUCUACUUGGUGAUUCAAAAUGUGAAGUUGGAAUUGUAUCCCUCCCAAAGAUGCCCAUGUAGCCAUAGUAAUAAAUGCAAUAAUAUCAACCAAUCCAAAUGAUUCCCCAGCAACCAAUUCCUAACAAUAUGAUGAUGAUGUCCCCAAUUACUCAACCAUUUUAACCUAGUUAUCAACCACUCUUCAUUCCAUAACAAGUGAUGUACAAAUAGCCCAUAGAACCAUUGAUUAUGCCUAAACAGGAUCGAAGAAUGUAGCAUCAAUAUGUAGAUCUAACUUAAUUUAAUAUUCCUUAAUAAUAAAUGUAUCCUUAGGAACAAGAAUAUAAAAUCAAACUGAAUCCAAAUGGCAAUCAAGAAAUUCUUGAUGGAUUCUUAAAUUUUGAUACUAAUCAGUAACAACAACAAUAACAAUAAUUAUAGCAAUAAUAAUAACAAUAAUAAUAGCAAUAACAAUAACAAUAAUAAUAAUAAUAACAAUAAAGAUAGGAUUGGGAUACAUUUUGGAGUGGAUUUAUGUUUAGAAGCAAGAGUCAUAAGGUUGGAGUGGAUGCCAAAUGCUAAGAACCUGAAGCACCUAUUGCCAUGGCUCCUCAAAUCUAAGUGAAUUAUAAGGGAAACUUUACUGAUGCAAAAAAAUCAGCAAACGAAGCUUUCAAAUUCAUACUGUGUCCAUCAGAUUACAAUUAGAAUGCUGCCUUUUAAGAAUAUAUAGAUUAUUUUUCUGAAAAGAAUAAGAUUGGUGUUGCAUAUAUUGGAAAUAGCAUUCUAUAUUUGCUUCCACCAAAUGAGAUUACAAAUUCCAUUUUGCCCAUUUAAGGAUUGGAAAUUCUAGCCCUGUAUAUUGAAGAUAAGAAAAAAUUCGUCAAUUACAAUUAAGAUCAUAUAUUAUGA
Paramecium tetraurelia is the source of this 1848-nucleotide messenger RNA. RefSeq lists its product as uncharacterized. Lineage: Eukaryota; Ciliophora; Oligohymenophorea; Peniculida; Parameciidae. Gene Ontology annotation, biological process: mRNA splicing, via spliceosome. The transcript has 8 exons. Gene Ontology annotation, molecular function: RNA binding. Gene Ontology annotation, cellular component: ASAP complex; nucleoplasm; cytoplasm. The record is from RefSeq and is a predicted model, not a curated record.